Molecule: messenger RNA, 10382 nt
Organism: Conger conger (European conger)
Lineage: Eukaryota; Metazoa; Chordata; Actinopteri; Anguilliformes; Congridae
Product: probable helicase with zinc finger domain
Biological process (GO): regulatory ncRNA-mediated post-transcriptional gene silencing
Cellular component (GO): cytosol; P granule
Molecular function (GO): metal ion binding; helicase activity
Source: RefSeq, a predicted model, not a curated record
UUUGUCUUUUAAGAUCGUACUCCUGCCAACCUUGCACUGUGGAAGACGCAGGAAGCCCCACUUUGCUCCCAGCUUGAUGUUAAUAGAGCUCACUACGUUUCUCAUGUACAACUGGGAAGUUCUGUCCCUACGUCAUGGCGGACAGGAGGCCAGAGAAGUCAUGUGAAGAGGCCAGCGAAUCGUUAGCGAGGCGGGAGUACGAGGCGGCGGUGAGCCACUGCUCGGAGGCGCUCCUCGUGCUCGACCUGCAGCCCCCCAGUCCCCGCGCAGUGCCCCUCCGCAGUCGAGCCCUGCUCCUCCGCAUCGCCGCCCUUCUGCAGCUGAAGAACUAUGAUCAAGCAGAUGAGGACUGUAAGCAUGUGCUGGCAGAAGAACUGGCCGAGGGAGACGGCUCGCUCCAGGCGGGCCUCCACAGCAUGCUGCUGGACGGCAGCCUACAGGAAGUGUCCUCCAUUCUGUCCAAGGCACUGUUCGGGGAGCCACUGAAUGGAAUCGUGACAAAGGAUUUGACCAGACUGAAAAUGCUUCUCUCGGAAAUUGAAGCAGUAAGUAGCAAGAUGGCCUCAGAAUACACAGAAGACAACGUGGAAGUGCAAGAUGGCUGGCAGUUCCGCCCCCCGCCUCGAGGGGUGACCAGUAGUGAGGAGUACACGUUAUGUAAAAGGUUUCUGGAGCAGGGCCUGUGCAGGUAUGGGGCCCAGUGCACCUCCGCACAUUCUCAGGAGGAGCUCACAGAAUGGCAGAAGCGCUACGCUUCCAGACUCAUCCGUCUCAAACAGCAGCAGGAGAGCAAGCACUUCACCGAGAAUUACAUGGAGGCCCUCAUUGAGAAGUGGAUGAACUCCCUUUCUCCAGAGAAAGUGUUGAGUGACUAUUUGGAUGGGGUGAAUGUGGAACACAGCUCGGAUCUCUCGGUGACGGUCACCACAAAGAAAUCGUCUCACUCCUGGACGUUCUCGCUCCUAUGCAAGCCUGCCCGGUCGCUGUACCGCAUCGCCCUGCUGUACGACGCCCACCGCCCGCACUUCUCCAUCACGGCGGUGGCGGCCGGCGACGCCUCGGCCCAGAUGCUGCAGGAGGUGCCCGCGGCCUGCCAGGAGUGGACCGGCGCCGGGCUGGCCCAGAACGGCAUGGACCACUGCCUGUACACGGUGACCGUGGGCUUCAGCACGGAGAUCUUCGGCACCUUCCGGCAGACCAUCGUCUUCGACUUCGGCUCCGAGCCCGUGCUGAUGCAGAGGGUCAUGGUGGACGCCGCGUCGAUCGAGGACCUGGAGCACCUGAAGCAGGCUCGGCAGCAGCUCCUGAUGACGGCCAAGCGCUGGGACUCGUCCUGCAAGACCAUCGUGGAGUUCGGCCCCAACGAGACCAUGGAGCUGGAGAAGAGCCUGCUGGCGCGCUACCAGAUCCCCCUGUCUGCCGACCAGCUCUUCACCCAGUCCGUCCUGGACAAGAUGCUCACCCGCGAGAACUACCAGGCCCGCCUGCACGACCUGCUGUACAUCGAGGAGAUCGCGCAGUACAAGGAAGUCAGCAAGUUCAACAUCAAGGUGAACCUGCAGCUGGUGACCAGCUUCAUGCUCACGGGCAUCUCGGGCGGCGCCAAGUACGCCCAGAACGGCCAGCUGUUCGGCCGCUUCAAGCUGACCGAGACCCUGUCGGAGGACACCUUAGCCGGCAGGCUGGUCAUGACCAAGGUCAACUCGGUCCUGCUGCUGCCCCUGAACCGGGAGUGGUCCAGCCAGCUGCCGGGCGUGAAGGAGCGCGUCUACGAGGCGCUGAUCGAGGAGAAGACCAAGGAGUACAUCUUCCUGCGCAUCUGCAGGGACUGCUGUGAGGAGCUGUGUCUGCAGCCAGACCGGGAGCUGCAGGUGGAGCUGCAGUUCCAGCUGAACCGCCUGCCGCUCUGUGAGAUGCAGUAUGCCCUGGACCGCAUCAAGGACAACGGCAUCCUGUUCCCCGACGUCAGCCUGACCCCCACCAUCCCCUGGAGCCCCAACAGGCAGUGGGACGAGCAGCUGGACCCGCGGCUCAACGCCAAGCAGAAGGAGGCCAUCCUGGCCAUCACCACGCCCCUGUCCGUCCAGCUGCCCCCCGUGCUCAUCAUCGGGCCCUACGGCACGGGCAAGACCUUCACCCUGGCACAGGCGGUCAAGCACAUCCUCAAGCAGCCAGACACCCGGGUCCUCAUCUGCACCCACUCAAACAGCGCUGCUGAUUUGUACAUAAAGGAUUAUCUUCACCCGUACGUGGAAGCGGGCAAUCCCCACGCCAGGCCUCUCAGGGUUUACUUCAGGAACCGGUGGGUGAAGACGGUGCACCCCGUCGUGCAGCAGUACUGUCUGAUCUCCAGCACGCACUUCACUUUCCAGAUGCCCGAGCGGGACGACAUCAUCAAGCACAGGGUGGUGGUGGUGACCCUCAGCACCUCCCAGUACCUGUGCCAGCUGGACCUGGAGCCUGGUCUGUUCUCCCACAUCCUGCUGGACGAAGCGGCCCAGGCCAUGGAGUGCGAGACCAUCAUGCCGUUCGCGCUGGCCAGUAAGAGCACCAGGAUCGUGCUGGCGGGAGACCACAUGCAGCUCAGCCCGUUCGUGUACAGUGAGUUUGCCCGCGAGAGGAACCUGCACGUGUCGCUGUUGGACCGUCUGUACGAGCACUACCCCGCGGAGUACCCCUGCAGAAUCCUGCUGUGUGAAAACUACCGCUCCCACGAGGCCAUCAUCAAUUACACGUCGGAGCUGUUCUACGAUGGGAAGCUGAUGGCCAGCGGGAAGCAGCCCUCACACAAGGACUUCUACCCCCUGACCUUCUUCACCGCGCGGGGGGAGGACGUCCAGGAGAAGAACAGCACUGCCUACUACAACAACGCUGAGGUGUUUGAGAUCGUGGAGCGGGUGGAGGAGAUGCGGAAGAAGUGGCCGGUGGCCUGGGGGAAGCUGGACGAGGGCAGCAUCGGCGUGGUGUCGCCCUACGCCGACCAGGUGUUCCGCAUCCGCGCUGAGCUGCGCAAGAAGAGGAUGCACGAAGUCAGCGUGGAGAGGGUGCUGAACGUCCAGGGUAAGCAGUUCCGGGUGCUGUUCCUCAGCACGGUGCGCACGCGACACACCUGCAAGCACAAGCAGACCGCCAUCAAGAGGAAGGAGCAGCUGGUGGAAGACUCCACGGAGGACCUGGACUACGGCUUCCUGUCCAACUACAAGCUGCUGAACACCGCCAUCACCCGCGCACAGUCCCUGGUGGCCGUGGUGGGAGACCCCAUCGCCCUCUGCUCCGUGGGCCGCUGCAGGAAGUUCUGGGAGAGGUUCAUCUCCAUCUGCCACGAGAACAGCAGCCUGCACGGCAUCACCUUCCAGCAGAUCAAGGCCCAGCUGGAGGCUCUGGAGCUGAAGAAGACCUACGUGCUCAACCCCCUGGCCCCCGAGUUCAUCCCCCGGGCCCUGCGCCCCCAGCACCCCCAGGGCUUCAGCAAGCAGCAGCAGCAGCAGUCCCCCCCGAAGGGCAAAGGGCAGCACGCAAGCCAGGCCGAGCACUUUCCACCGGACGGAUUCGUUCAGCCCAACCCGGCGGUCCAUGGGAACCCCAUCCGGGCCUUCACCCCGCCCCUGGGGGGCGCCCCGGCCGUGGGCAAGUCCCCCAGCCCCGUGCAGCGCAUCGACCCCCACACGGGCGCCAGCAUCCUGUACGUGCCCGCCGUGUACGGGGGCAACAUGGUCAUGUCCGUGCCUUUGCCCUUACCCUGGCCCGGGUACCAGGGCCGCUUCGUGGACCCGCGCCUGAUGAGCCACCCGGCGGCCAUGGCCUACAACAUGAACCUCCUGCAGGCCCAGAACCGCGGCUCGCCCGUGCCCUACGGCGUCAGCCACCCCUCGCCCCUGGGCGUGGGCCAGCAGACCAGCCCCGACAAGGAGCUGCUGCCGGAGGCCAGCCGCAACGGGAAAAUGGACGCAGGUGUGAAAUCGGAGCAGGGCAGGCUACAGACGCCCGAGAGGAAGGCUUCCGACCUGAAAGGGAAACAGGGAGAGCCUGACCCAGGGCAGAACCGGAGCCCCGAGUCCCAGGAUGCCCUGGGCUUCCCGAGCGCCCGGCUUCACCGGAAGGACAAUCCCGGCCAGAGGCCCCUCAACUUCCACCUGGCCCCGCCCAACCCCCCCAUGCCCCCUCACCCAAACAGCAGACAGUUCCCGCACCAGUACCCCAUGCCCCGGCCCCCGUUCAGGGUCCCCCAGCAGGGCGGCCUGCCGCCCCAGCACCUGGGCCCCAUGCAGCCGCCCCCAUCCCAGAGCCAGCCCCAACACUCGGCCCAGCUCUCCCCGGCCUUCCCCGUGGGCAACCCCCCCUUCUUCCACACCCCCCUGCACGCCCGCGCGCUGCAGUCCCCCACGCUGGACGGCAUGUCCGGGGAGGCCCCCGGCCCCGACGGCAUGGCGGAGGAGCCCGGCGGCUCCCACCGGCCCCUGCCCCAACAGCUGGGCCACCCGCCGCACCCCCAGGCCCUGCCGCCGCCCGCCCGCAUGGGCGGGUUCCCCGAGGAGCACCCCGACGCCAUGCUGGGGGAGGGGCUCGACAUCCAGGAGGCCCUCAGUCAGCAGGCCCGGCUCAGCCAGUGGAGCGAGCACAACCACCUGCUGCAGGGCGGGGUGGCCUUCCCCCUGCCCCAGCACCUGGCCCACCUGGCCCAGCCCGGGCUGCGCUUCCCCCCGCAGCUGCUGCGCGCCAACUGGAGGAUGGGCGGCGGGCAGGACGAGGCCGGGCCGCCGUUCCCCAGGUUCCCCGGGCUGCUGCGGGAGAUGGCCCCUCAGGAGCCGGGCGAGCAGAGGGACCCGGCUGAGAUGCCCCCGCCCCAGUCGCGCCUCCUGCAGUACCGGCAGGUGCAGCCCUGCCCCCCCGGCGACCUGCCCCCUCCCUCCGCCAGCCCCGGCCAGGGGCCCCCGCCGGACGCCAGCCGCGAGCUGGAGAUGAUCAACAGCCCCGCCUUCCAGCAGCAGCAGCAGCAGCAGCAGCACCCCGCCUCCCAGAUGUACGCGCCCGCCUUCCCGCCCCACGCCCCCGGACACUCCACCCCGCCCCCCGUCAAGUACCUGCUGUCGGAGGGCCAGUGGGCCCACGCCGGCCUGCAGCAGAGCCACAUGCUGGGCCAGGGCUUCCCCUUCGGCCUGCCCGUCAUGGCCCACCGGCAAGAGCAGCUGCACCUGCUCCAACUCCAACAGCAGCAGCAGCAGCAGCAGCAGAAGUCCCUGCAGCAGCAGCAACAGCAGCAGCAGCAGCCGCCGGCCCCGGGGCCCGAGCCCUACCACCCGCUGUCCCCCCGGACCCUGGCCGCCUCCUCCCUGCACAGCGUAGAAGAGUAUGAACCCAGAGGACCCGGCAGGCCGCUGUACCAGAGGAGGAUCUCCUCCAGCUCGGCCCAGCCUUACCCGGACGAUUCGGGCGCCCCCCAGGGCGUCCUGACGCAGUGCAAGGACCCGCAGGACCACCCCCAUCUCUCGUACAGCUACCCAUCCGCAGAACCCUGGCCCGGCAACAGCGCCCCUGUCCCAUUCCAGAACAUUCCAUGCAAUGGAGCCAGCACACUUCCACACAGGGACCUUUUAGCGUCAUCGAAGGCCAUGCGCUCGGCUGAAGAGCACAUGAAGACGGAGGGCGUUCAGCCGCCGGGCCACUCCUUCAGCUCUCUGCAGCAGCUGGGACAGUUCCCCCCCCUCAUGCCCAACAAGCAGCCGGCCCCCGACCCCGGGGGAGGGGGGGGGGGCGCGGGCCCCAAGCCCCCCACCAUGUCCUACGCCAGCGCCCUGCGCGCCCCGCCCAAACCCCGGCCUCUCCCCGAACAGGUCAAGAAGAACAGCGACCCCCUAUCCUUAUUGCAGGAACUUAGAAUAGGCAGUUCAAACAGUACCAACGGAUAUUAUUCAUAUUUUAAAUGAGCGUAACGUAAAAUACCAGGGAAAAAUAAAAUGUACAAAAAAAUAGAAAAUUAUCCUCUGAAAAAAAGAUUAUAAAAAGAGCUUUUAGAAGUUGUUCUUAUUGAUGAUUAGGUUAUUUUUUUUUUUUGCUUUGUUUUUUUUAAACCUUAUAUUAGUAAUGCUCAGUUCUUUUACAGUUUGACAUAUCUGUGAUUAAAAAAAUAAAAUAAAACGUAUAUAUUAAAAAAAACAUAAAAUGUUGAAAAAAAAGAUUUUAAAAACACGAGACGUCUUGGUUGCCCACUUAGCUGCCUGUCUUUAUUUUUGUUUAAUGCUGUUUGUUUCAGACUGGCUUUUUUUAAAACGCUGACUUUCUCCAUCUUUACGGUCGCCUUUUUAUCAUAGCUGCAGCUGAGCGGUCAACCACAUGGUAACUGUAUCAAACAUUGUAUAGAAGUAGUUAAAGCUUUUCUCUGACCUGUACAUAUAAUGGAAAUAAACAGACCAGGUAUAUGCCAUGUGCUUAAUUUCCUGUACCACGUUAAGCAUUGACUUUAGAUUUUCUGUUGUGUUUCUGUGACAGACUAUCUUGGAUCUUUCCCCCCAUUUCCCACUGUUUGUUUUUGCCAGAUAAUAUCCGUUUGAAAGCUCAAUGACUUCAGCUGUAAAGAACCUGACAAGAUAAUCAUGAGUGAGGCAGAGACGAAAAAAAACAAAUAAAAAUAAAUAAAAUACAAAACAAAACAACAAAAAAAAAGACAAAAAAGUACAAUGCAAAACAAGCCAAAAGAACACAAAUCAUGAAAGCCUGCCUGAUCCUCCUCUCGCCCCCCUCCCACUCAGAGUUCCCCCUAAAACAUGGGCGGGCGAAGGAGGGCCAUCAGCCCUGUGUCUCUCCUGCUUCCUGUGCGCACCCUUUUGCUUCCUCCGUAAUCCUCCAGUCAUCUGGAAACAGGCAGCGGCCGUUAAAGACCAGUGCUGUCCGUCUUCAUAGGUCUGUGGAUUGUCCCCAGAUAGAGCUGCACACGCCCUGUCAACAGGCCUGGAGAGAGUGACACGUAUACGUGACCUGUAAUAGCUUGGUCUGCUAUGUUGGGUGGUUCUGUAGAGGUGAAUGGCUGAGGAGCUGCUGAGAGGUGUGGAAGGUGCAGAGGAUAGGGGAGUGCGGUGACUGAAGUGCAUUGUGGGUAAAGUGGGCCUGGUCCACCUGCGGGAGGCUUGUGCUGGUGGCCUCUGUGUCUGCUGGAUUGCUCAGACAGACUAGGUUGGUCUGAAGCGAAAAGGAACGUUUAGAAGGGGAAAGCUAUUCUAUCUUAAUUUUUCUUUUUGUAUAAUACGCAUGUCACGUUGAUGAACACAGCGAGCUCAGAAAGUGUGCGUCGUGGCUAGCUGAUGUUACCCUGUAAGAACGAUGGGCGCCAGUCGAUGUUUCCAGUUUUAUCGCGAUUCUAACGUUCAGUUUUAAAAUGAAUUUAAAAUAAAAAUGCCCUGAGCAAUUUUCACGGGGCAUUGUGCUUUGAAGCGUACUGCACGGCCGAACAGUCUCGUAUUGAAAGAUUUAACAACUUAUACUGGAGUAAAAUGAUUUUUCGAUCGCGUUUCUAAGUCCGUUUUGGUUAGAAAUGUUUCAUUUCGCAGUUCGUUUAAUUUUGAACUUCAGGAUACAUUCACUGGGCGGUGCACAGCGUUUGUGUUCGUAAUAUCUAUUGCAUUCCAAGAGGUGGGGUUUGUAUACAGUGUAGAGACGUAUUAUUCAUUCGAAGAACUGCUUUUAUUUCAAAUUGAAGUUAUAUUUUGUCUCUAUGUGGGCCCAGCCCCUGCCUGUUGGGGUUCUGUGAGAGAUAUUUCCAGUGUUGUCACUGAAAUAACAUUUUCUCUCUCUUUGGCUUGUUUUCGCACUGUUCUAAAAAAUUUAAAAAAAUUAUCAUUUAGAAUAUUAUUAUUAUUAUUAUUAUUUAGAAUGAAAUUAAAUUCACAUCAACUAUCAAAUCUGUUCAAAAUGCUUGCUGUUGAAAUACACCCUGCUUAUGCCAUCUGGUGCAGUUUGUUACUUUUGCAUUGUUUCUAUGAUAUUGGGCAGAGCAGCCAGUAGUCACUUGUCACUUUUGUUGGGGUCCGAAAGAUGAAAAGUGACUAAACGUCUGGAAAAACAAUGCUGCAGGUUAUUUUUGAAGGAAAUCUUUUCUUGCAUAGGGUCGUAAAACAACAAUCGAAGGAAUGAAACGCCUGAUAUUUGGCUGUCAUUUAAUUUCUCAUUGUCUGGAUUCAAGAAGUUAUAUGCUUUUAGUUAAUCACAAAAAUAUCUUUCUGUAAAUAGGCAUUUUUUAGGUCUUUACAAACAAGAUAUAAAGGGGCGCCUCACUUUUCUAGAAGCUGUUUAAAGAGGAAGAGUGCCCUUUUUAAUUAUGCAAAUUAAAAAAUAAAAAACUACAAAAAUUGACUAACACCAACGGUCUGUCGGCACGGGCAGGAUCUCUGAGAGAGAGAGAAGUUUUUAAGUCAUUUUUAUAAAAUCCGGUGUUGGGCAGCUUUUCAAAGAACAUUGUGUUGCAGGCAUAUAAUUCUCUUGUUUUGUUCAUGUAGAUCAUUUAUUUUUAAAGUACUGUUGCUGUUUUAUUUCUCCCUGUUUUUAGUUUUUGGUAAUAAAUCAUGAAUGGAGAACAUUUGUCUUUCAUAGGUGCUUUGUGAUUUCAAUGAUCAAUUUUGUGAGAACGUACUUUUUCCUGUGCAUGUCAGAGUGGCCUGGCUAUUUUCUUUCACUUCUCAAAAAAUAUACAAAGUUGUGCAGCAUUCAAAUUUCUGUUGUCUCCCUACAAAGUCAGAUUUUGGUAUAUUAUUUGAUGUGUACAAUAAAUUGUGACAUAAUUAAAAAGAAUGGUAAUAUUUUACUAACAUUCAUGUUGUUGAAUAAUGCAAUAGUUAUGUACAUUUUUUAUUUCCUGUUAUUAUAUUGCUGGGCAAAAGCUGUUCCACAGUUGACUUGCCAAUGCAAUGGCUUAAACUUUUAAUCUCUCAGCAAAAUUCAUUUCUGAAAGUGUACAUCUUAUUUGCAUACUGAACACGACCAGAUGUCUUACCUUCAUUGUGUGCAUAUAUUCUUUUGCUGAAGAUGCAUGGCGGAUUAGUUAAUACUCUCCUGCGGUUUCAUCCACAGUCGAAGCAUUUGACUAGUUUAUUUUUUAGAAAUCGAAUGCCUAUUAUUUUGGAUUCUCGCAUCUGCCUUUUCUUAUAGUUGACUUUUACCUCUGGAGGCAGUGUGACCAGCUCAGCUUAUUUCUAACUUGUCUAUCAUUCUGUGAUUAACCUGCCAUACUCCCGUUAUAAGCUACAAUGGCUGUAGUCAUAUUAAUAGUGCCCUUUUCAAGCCAUUGUUUUAAACCUGGAGAAAGUGCAAGAGCUUGCCCUCCCCCCACAUCACCAGCGUUUAAACAUGGCUGUUGUCUAUAGGCCAGUACCCUAACUUCCUGUCCUUACUUCCUGUUCCUACGACCCGGCUCCUUACCCUACACUGACCUUAUGAAGUGUCUAUCAAUACCUAUGUAUAUGCAUUUAUAUGUGCGUGUAAGUGUACGUUUGUCGGUGUGUAUGUACAUAUGUGUGUGUAUAUAUUUAUGCAGGUAUAUAAGCAUAUUAGCACUGCCUAAUCUGUGCAUCUGUAGUUUUAAAGAGCUGACACAGUUCAGCACUUAUUGUAGGGAAAGCUGUUCUGAUGUUAGCCACAUACUGCCUCGAUCAAAAGUACAUGCACAAUCACUCAAGCUGACCAGUCUGUAGGCCGUGUUGGUUUGGUUUCUUGCGGAAGAAGCGUGCAGUUUAUAUAACAGCGCCUCCUUUUGGUUAGGGUCUCACAUAACUAUACUAUUAAAUAUUCAUUAUCCUGUCUGCUUUUGUGCUUAGUCAUGAAAGAAAAAAGAAAAAAAGAGAAGGUGAACAUUGCUGAGAGAUUAUUAUCAUUAUUAUUAUUCAACUUUGAACUGUGUCUCUUGGUAAAUAGGUUUUAAUGUGGAUUAAAUGGCUGGAACAGUAAUCCAUCUGUACUGCAUGCCUGUGUGAAGGAAUCAACCAGUUACUGAAAUCUGGUGCAUGCUGAACCAUCGCAAUCCACUUGGUCAUCAAUUGAUUCUUGCUCCUUAUUGGCUGGUCAGCGAAUGGAAGUGGUUUUUGCCCGGCCAUUGGUUAAGAGCACUGUGUUCUGCCGUUAGUGACAUCACGUCCUCAUCUUCAGCUGUCCACCAUUUUGUCUCUCCAGUCUUUUCCCCCUAAAUUUAAUGGCACCAUCAUUCUUCCCUUCAGUUUCCACGCAGUGGUUAAAAUAAUAAAUAUAUUUAUUUCUUUUUUCUUUUCUUUUUUUUUUUUUGCUUUUAUUUGGUGAUGGUUAUUUUGAUGAUUUUAGGCUGUGAUUAAAAAAAAAAAAAAAAAAAAGUUAAAUUUUGAUUUGCUUUUUUUAUUUGUUUCUCUAUUAAAGUGUUUUUAUUGAAA